Molecule: messenger RNA, 1301 nt
Organism: Monopterus albus (swamp eel)
Lineage: Eukaryota; Metazoa; Chordata; Actinopteri; Synbranchiformes; Synbranchidae
Product: galectin-5-like
Exons: 3
Coding region: 1-357 (118 amino acids)
Biological process (GO): positive chemotaxis; monocyte chemotaxis; eosinophil chemotaxis
Cellular component (GO): immunological synapse; nucleus; cytoplasm
Molecular function (GO): disaccharide binding; laminin binding; IgE binding
Source: RefSeq, a predicted model, not a curated record
AUGGCUCUGGCACUUAGUAAUAAAUUCAUUUAUUCAUUCUGCAGGAUCCAUGUUGACUUCGUCAAAGGUCCAGAUAUCGCCUUUCAUUUCAACCCUCGAUUUAAUGAGCAAACCGUUGUUAGAAACUCCAAUUUAGGUGGAUGUUGGGGGCCAGAGGAGCGGGAUGGAGGCUUCCCAUUUGUUCGAGGACAACGUUUUGAGCUGAAGAUCCGUGUGGAGAGUCACGCGUUUAAAGUGUCAGUGGACGGCAACCACCUGCUGGAGUACAAACACAGAGUCAAAGAGCUGGAGAAAGUGACCAUGCUGCAUGUGUUCAGAGACGUCUUCAUCAGUAGUGUAGACCUGAGAAUGACCUGAAUCCCAGAGCUUGUACAUCGCAUAGUACACAGAAACCCUAGUUCCAACUUUACCACUGUAAUUCAAUAUUUGAAAUCCCUUCAAAUACUUUGAUGCUUUUGAUGGAAUUUGCAAGGAACAAAAGUUAAUGAAGUGUAAUCUUUGUCCACAUGGCACGUCAUCAUUCAUUACAGAACAGAUGACAGGUUUAGCCAGGUCUGCACCUUGUAAUCCUUUUCUGUUUUUCACUGGAUGACAUCUUUAUUUUAUAUACACUCACAAUCCAGUAUAUUUAAUGACAUAGUUUAAGUGAAGUGCAUCUAAAAGAUGUUUUAAGGAAAUAUUAAUAUAAUACUAAUAGUAGUCCUAAUGAAAAAUUUGUAGGCCAGGUGGUAAAGUGCGAUGUGUCCCAAACAUUUCUUUUAUUUCCAGCUUGAGUGCUGUAUUUUUGUUUACAGUACAUGUAUGUUUAUUACUCUGUCCUUGAUAAGCCUUCAUAAUGCAUGAGUGUGAUGCUGAAAAUCAGUUGAUCUCCCUUCCACUAUCUUCUGCUGGCUGAUCCUCGAGGACUCACUAACCUGUAAACAAUAGGCUAAAGGAGUUUUCUGAAAUGUGUUUAAAUCCUUUCUUCAGUAUUAACCCUCAUGAGCUCCUGGACUGGAGGGUCAGGUAAUGGUGUACGUAUUAUGAUUUCAUGUUGAAGUCAAAUCUGGUGGUAAAAAAAAACAAAACGGGUCUGAAUUAGAGUAAAAUGUUGUAAUGGGGAGGGACAGGGUCUCCAACUUGUUGCCAAAAGUAACAGUGGUACAGUACUUUGUAUGCUUAUAAAUAAAGGGGCAACAAACAAAAAUGAGAGCUAUUGUACACUUUUCAUGAGCUGCUUGCCUGUACACACAAUAAAUGCUAGGUCCCCUGCUAGCAUUUACUCUACCCAAAAAUGACAAAUGACAGUAAAAUCAAGUGAA